This is a messenger RNA of Nestor notabilis (Kea), 696 nucleotides long. Its product is annotated as ankyrin-1-like. Gene Ontology annotation, biological process: positive regulation of transcription by RNA polymerase II. Lineage: Eukaryota; Metazoa; Chordata; Aves; Psittaciformes; Psittacidae. Bases 1 to 696 code for a protein of 231 amino acids. The record is from RefSeq and is a predicted model, not a curated record. The transcript has 5 exons. Gene Ontology annotation, molecular function: protein binding; transcription cis-regulatory region binding. Gene Ontology annotation, cellular component: nucleus.
AUGGGAGCAGAAAAGGUUGUGGGCACUGCUCUCCCGUGCUCAGACCAGAGGAACGACUGCAGGAGGGCAUUUACCCUCCUGUGGCCUCACUGCUUUAUCCUGUCCUUGGUGCAGAAAGUGGAGACACCCCUACACAUGGCAGCCAGAGCUGGGCACACGGAUGUGGCAAAGUACCUGCUGCAGAACAAAGCCAAAGCCAACGCCAAGGCCAAGGAUGACCAGACCCCUCUGCACUGUGCUGCACGCAUCGGCCACACUGGCAUGGUCCAGCUGCUGCUGGAGAACGGCGCCGACCCCAACCUGGCCACCACGGCGGGGCACACACCACUGCACAUCACCGCCAGGGAAGGGCACGUGGACACGGCCCUGGCCUUGCUGGAGAAAGGGGCCUCACAGACCUGCAUGACCAAGAAAGGAUUUACCCCUCUCCACGUUGCAGCCAAGUACGGCAAGGUGGACGUGGCGGAGCUGCUGCUGGCGCGCGAAGCUCACCCCAAUGCGGCAGGGAAGAACGGCCUGACCCCGCUGCACGUGGCUGUGCACCACAACAACCUGGAGAUCGUCAAGCUGCUGCUUCCCAAGGGGAGCUCCCCGCACAGCUCGGCGUGGGAAUUAAUGUAUGGAGAACUCCAGCACAGCCGAUACCAGUUGAACUGGUACCUGAAUGACUGCAGGAGAGCACUUACCUUCCUGUAG